Molecule: messenger RNA, 2140 nt
Organism: Spodoptera exigua (beet armyworm)
Lineage: Eukaryota; Metazoa; Arthropoda; Insecta; Lepidoptera; Noctuidae
Source: the annotation of a GenBank genome assembly
GUUUAAGUUGUAAAAAAGUUAUUUAUUGACUAACACUCUAGUCAAACGGAACGGCGCGGUCAGGGGCGGCGGCGGCAGGGCGCACCGCACACGUCUUCUACUAAUCUGCGCACUCGCGCAGUCUGCGCACCAGUCAAAUUUAUUCAGUCGGACUCGUUUGACGUCUCGCCGCAGCUCGGUCAUUUUAUAUAACUAGGUAUUCGAAAUUAAGUGAUAGUUGUGAUUCCAGUGGGGCCCAGAAAUACCGCUCGGUGAUAGGAAACUUUACAUCUUUCUUGGUUCGACCUUUGGAAACAACUUAAGUAUUCACUAUGGAUUGGGCCGUGCCAGGAGGGAUGCCCGAAGUAAACGACAUCUUUGACGAAGUCACAAAAAUCACAUCUGAUUUACUACCCAAAAACUAUAGCGGCGAUGUCCGGUCCACAAGGGCUGUACAAGAUCUCGUUGCAAGAAUUAUCGAUCAGCUCGGGGAGGAGUCCGCCUCAGCCCAGGGCUUGAAUAAAGUAAUAACGAGUGCGGAAAAGCUGCGCAAGAACCCUGGCCACAUUGUUUAUUUGCUCAAAGAUCAUCGCGGCAAAGAGGGAAAAGGAGAAAUCAUAGGGCUACUGAAGGUGGGGCGCAAGCACCUGUUCCUGUUCGACAGCAAGGAGGUGGUGCACGAGGUGGAGCCGCUGUGCGUGCUGGACUUCUACGUGGUGCGCGACCGCCAGCGCAUGGGCUUCGGCAGGAUGCUCUACGACUACAUGCUGCACGAGCUGGAGGUCACAGCGUGGCAGAUGGCUAUUGAUGGUCCUUCUGAGAAGAUGGAGAAAUUUCUGUCGAGGAACUUCGGCAUUGAAAAACUAAUUCGGCAAAAUAACAAUUUUGCUGUGGCUCCGAACUUCUUCGACCGGUCCGACGAAGAAAUCAGUAACUCGGGCGGCGGUCCCUCGGCUGCCCCGGCCGCUGCCGUCGGUCGCUUCGCCGCCCCGAAACCUGCUUCAGCGAUCGCUAACGUCAUUCACGGCGCCGGACACGAGCACGCGGCGAGACGUUGCAUGUACUCAACCAAAAAGUGUCACGCCCGCUCGCCAGGCAGAUGCCCGAUACCAGUGGGUCUUUCGUACUAGUGAAGUUUUCAGUCGAUGCUCCAAAGAGAGGGCGGCGGCCUCUGUGUGGGGACGCUACAUACUGAACUAGUGUUGCGAGCAUAGUUUUGUGUUCUUCCAGCGUGUUAUUGCCAGCUGUCAUCUCGUACAUUAGAUUCCAUUAGUUGGCAGCAACAGAAACAUCGUCGGUAACUAUGUCAAAUUGCCUUGCAAGUUGUAAAUAAGCAGACGCAGAAACAAUAUGAUUUUCCCACAGCAUUGCGUCCCGACGGCCGACCGCCACUCGGCGUCCGUCUGCAAAUAUUCCACAUUUUAUACUUUCCAUGUUACAAUUAACACUUACGUUCAGUAUUUUUAAUUAAUAAAUUAUACUUCGCUAAUAUUAUUGACAAAAUAAAUUAUUAAUAUGUUCAAAAUAUCGUUUUUUUUCCUGCAAGGUGCAAAACUCUAUUUUACUAGGCAGGUAUUUAUAGUCCUUGGAGUCCCUAUGAGUUUGUCAGUCAAAUACUGAACAAAAUAAUGGUAUUUUUUUGUAAUUAAGAGUGGGAAGUUGCUUCGUUACCGCUCAGUAUAAAAUGAACUGUCUGUCGAGACCUAUCACAAUAUUUCAAAGUAAUGUACUAAUGUAUCGACAAAAUGUUCGAUUCCGAAAUAAAAAAUAAAAUACGAGUCUCAUUGUUUGAAGUAAUCUAAUAGACUGCUUCCAAAUAAACUCAUUACCUAUACCUAUUCAGUGUAGAAACUAGUGCUUCCAACAUGUGCACUGACUCGCGCAGAAUGUAAAGUCGCCAACUAUAAAAAUUCUAUUUUUUAUGUCACUUAAAAUAUUUGGAGCAUGAUGUGGAUGUGACACCUUAAACACUGUACAAUUAACUUAAUAAUCGUGUAUUUAAAGUAUAGAUGUAAGAAAUAACGUAACAGCUACUGGUUGUCCAUAACUAAAUAAAUAAAUAAGUAUGGGCGCGCCUGUUGUUGGGUAUAUUUCAACUCAGAAGAUACGCACCGAUAAAAUUAAAUAUAUAAACUAAAUAAUUAUAGUAUAGUGCCAAAUU